This is a messenger RNA of Naegleria gruberi, 981 nucleotides long. RefSeq lists its product as uncharacterized. The record is from RefSeq and is a predicted model, not a curated record. Gene Ontology annotation, biological process: protein sumoylation. Lineage: Eukaryota; Heterolobosea; Eutetramitea; Acrasida; Naegleriidae. The transcript is spliced from 3 exons. Gene Ontology annotation, molecular function: SUMO activating enzyme activity. Gene Ontology annotation, cellular component: cytoplasm; SUMO activating enzyme complex. Bases 1 to 981 code for a protein of 326 amino acids.
AUGGAGGGAGUGGAACAUACUGCUAAUGGUGGAACGGAACAAGUCUUGUCUGAUGAGCAAGCUAAAAUCUAUGAUCGUCAAAUUCGUUUGUGGGGAGUGGAAUCACAAGGAAGAUUGUUGAGAACUAGAGUUUUGGUUUACGGAAUGACUGGAUUGUGUACGGAAAUUUGCAAGAAUAUUGUCUUGUCUGGUGUUGGACAUGUACAUAUUAUGGACGAUCAAAAAGUAAAUCACUUGGAUCUUGGAUGUAAUUUCCUGGUGAGAGAAUCGGAUGUUGGUGAAAAUAGAGCCAAGGCUUGUUUCCCUAAUUUACAAGAAUUGAAUCCUUUGAUGAAAGUCACCUUUGAAGAAGGUUCUCUUUCGGAAAAGCCAAGUGAAUUUUAUGAUGCAUUUGAUUUUGUUAUUCUUAAUAAUGUACCAUUGGAUCUUCAAAUUAAUGUUAAUAAUAUUUGUAGACAAAAGAACAUUUUAUUUAUUUCAACAACUAGUUUUGGAUUAUUUGUUCUUUCAUUCCAAGACUAUCUUGACAAUUUCAAUUACAAGAUAAAAACCCCACAAAUUGUGGAAAAGACUGAAUCAUUUGUUUCAUUGGAAAAAUCCCUUCAACAUGAUUUAUCAAAGCAAAGACAUUUAUCAAAAGUAUGGUUGAGUGUCAUGCUUUUACUUAUUUAUCAAUCAGUCAAUAAGUGCCUUCCUUCGAUAAAUGAUGGUGAAAAGUUAAUAGAAUUCAAGAAUAGUGGAGCAGUUCAAAAAGUUAUUCCUCAUGUUACAUUAAAGCAAUUGGACCUCAUAGAUAGUGAAUUUGCUACAUUCUUGUGUAAGUUUGCUAAUACUGAAAUUAAUUCAGUAUGUGCUAUUGCUGGAGGUGAAAUUGGUCAAGAAAUCAUCUCAAUUAUCACUAGAGAUAGAAAGCCACUCAAUAAUUAUUUCAUCUAUGAUGCCUUCCAAACAUUUUCUGGUAUUAUUGAAACAUUCCACUAA